Molecule: messenger RNA, 946 nt
Organism: Passer montanus (Eurasian tree sparrow)
Lineage: Eukaryota; Metazoa; Chordata; Aves; Passeriformes; Passeridae
Product: homeobox protein Hox-D1-like
Exons: 2
Coding region: 9-299 (96 amino acids)
Biological process (GO): regulation of transcription by RNA polymerase II
Cellular component (GO): nucleus
Molecular function (GO): RNA polymerase II cis-regulatory region sequence-specific DNA binding; DNA-binding transcription factor activity, RNA polymerase II-specific
Source: RefSeq, a predicted model, not a curated record
UCGAGUGGAUGCGAGCGAAGCGGAGCCCGCCCGGGAGAAGCGGUGCGGCGCCGUGCGGGGGGGAGCCUCCCGCCUGCUCCGCACGCACCAGCUUCAGCACCCGGCAGCUCACGGAGCUGGAGAAGGAGUUUCACUUCAGCCGGUACCUGUCGCGGGCCCGCCGCCUCGAGGUGGCCCGCUCGCUGCGCCUCCGCGACGCCCAGGUGAAGGUGUGGUUCCAGAACCGCCGCAUGAAGCAGAAGAAGCGGGAGCGGGAGGCGCUGGCCGCGCCCGCCGCUGUCCCGGGCGGCCCCGCCUGAGGCUCCGCCGGGGCUGCGCUGGAAGCUGCGGCCGCCGGGGCACCGGCUGUGCCUUCACGGGGACCGCCGCUGUGCAGUUCCGCUGCUUUUUCUGUUGCAACUUUAUGUACAGCUUUAUUUAUGAGGAUUCAGGGAAAACCGCCGGCCCGGAGCGCCGCUGCUCUGUGCCGGACCGGGCCGAGGCAGCGGGGGUGCAGCUCGGAGUUAGCGGAGAGCGCCGCUCCCCCAAGGCAGGGCAGCGACCGGCUCUGCCAGCUCCCCUGGGUUCGGGAGGAGGUGGGUGCGUGGAGGGGCUGCCCCGUGCUCCCGACCCUUUCUUCGUUUUGCAUUUAAAAGGAUAGAUCCAUGGGCUCAGGCAGCGCUGGUACAGAAGGGGAGAAACCCCGAGAAGGGAGAACAGGGAAACUUCCUCUUACAGGAAGGGUCAGGGAUGGUCAUGGCAUGAAUCCAAGAUCCCAUUUUGAAAGAAGUGUCCUUGUCUUCUGCCCUGCCCUUUGCAAAAUUGCUGCAAAAAAGAUGCUGGUUUUGCUUGUAUUUAUUCAUCAUUCAUUCACUCAUUCAUUCAUUCAUUCAUUCAUUCAUUCAUUCAUUCAUUCCCAUUUCUUUUCCUGAUGUGACUGAUGUAGUAAAAAUCUGAUUUUGACAGA